GUCUGUUAUAACUGUGGCAAGGCUGGCCACGUGGCCCGAGACUGUGACCAUGCCAACGAGCAGAAGUGCUACUCCUGUGGAGGUUUUGGACACAUCCAGAAGGGCUGUGAGAAGGUCAAAUGUUACAGGUGUGGUGAGAUCGGCCAUGUUGCCGUCCAGUGCAGCAAGGCCAGCGAAGUCAACUGCUACAACUGCGGAAAGUCUGGUCACCUGGCUAAAGAAUGCACCAUCGAGGCCACGGCCUAGUGCUCUGCUGCCUUCCUACGCCCCUCCUUCACCUGGAUGAUUGGAUUAUUUUGUCUGAAACCUCCCCUCUGGCUACGGAGGCUGCUCCCAGACCAGUCCGCUGUAAAGGGGCGGAAUAAUACACUUUCUGCAUUUAAUCAAAAAUGUUUACUUUGGUAGAGGUUAAUGUACAAUGGUUUGUUAAAGAAGCCAUUUCCCAUGCCACUGGUGACCAGGGAUGAGUUCAUGUCCUCCCUACCAGGUCCGGGAAACCAGUCGGAAUGAAAGUCUGUCGGAACUUUUUAGUUUUUUGGAAGAAAACGGACUAGACCUGAGACAGCAGCACCACCCAGUGGUCGUUAUGGGUUCGGUCCGACAGCAGCAUGCAGACAGACCAGGACCAAACCCGUCACAACAUGGUGUAUGAAUACAGACAGUCAUAGCUAAUUCACAAGAAGAUAAAACUUUGUUUUUGUACAGUGUUAGCUGCUGAGUGUCAGAAUCAGUCUUGAUCCAGUAGUAAGUUGAUGUGUUAUAUAAUCAUGGAAACGGAUCAGAAAAAGAAAGGCUAAGAGAGAGAAUGUUUUCACAAAUCUAAAUGUUAUUUUUCUACAAAAUAACACUUAGACCUGUGGUUCCCAAACGUUUUCAACCGGGCCCCCUUCCAUAAUUAUUUUGGGGGUAGUGGGGAGCUCUGCGCCGACCUUCGCACACCCGACAGUUUAGGAACCACUGACUUGGACUACUGUAAAAAAAUAUAUAAUUUGCUUGUACUCAGUUUAAGUGGAAAGGUAAUGCAACUGAAAAUCCUCCAACAUAAUGUCAUUUUAAUCUCAAUAAAGCACAAGGGGAGUUAGACUGAACUA
Salvelinus sp. IW2-2015 is the source of this 1091-nucleotide messenger RNA. RefSeq names its product CCHC-type zinc finger nucleic acid binding protein. The record is from RefSeq and is a predicted model, not a curated record. Gene Ontology annotation, cellular component: cytoplasm. Gene Ontology annotation, molecular function: single-stranded RNA binding; zinc ion binding; mRNA binding. Gene Ontology annotation, biological process: positive regulation of cytoplasmic translation. NCBI's taxonomy places the organism in Eukaryota, Metazoa, Chordata, Actinopteri, Salmoniformes, Salmonidae.